AUGGAGCCCUCAGGCACCCCAGAGUCCACCACCCCUUUUGAAUAUGAUCCUCAGAGCUUACUGUGUGAGAGCAAGACCUUUACCUUUGCCACCAUCAGCACCACCAUCCUGUACUUCCUGGUGUUCCUCCUCAGCCUGGUGGGCAACAGCCUGGUGUUGUGGGUCCUAGUGAAGUAUGAGAGCCUGGAAUCCCUCACCAAUGUCUUCAUCUUCAACCUGUGCCUCUCGGAUCUGGCGUUCUCCUGCUUGUUGCCAGUGUGGAUCAUGGCGUACCACUGGGGCUGGCUGCUGGGGGACUUCCUCUGCAAGCUCUUCAGCAUGAUCUUCUCCAUCAGCCUCUACAGCAGCAUCUUCUUCCUGACCAUCAUGACUAUCCACCGCUACCUGUCGGUGGUGAGGCCCCUCUCAUCCCUGCGUGUCCACACCCUCCAGUGCCGUGUGCUGGUGACCAUGGCUGUGUGGGCAACCAGCAUCCUGUCCUCCAUCCCCGAUGCUAUCUUCCACACAGUGCUUUCUUCACACUGUGUCUACUCAGAAAGGAAGGGGUUCCUAACCUCAGUCUACCAGCAUAAUGUCUUCUUCCUGCUCUCCAUCGGGAUUAUCCUGUUCUGCUACGUGGAGAUUCUCAAGACCCUGUUCCGCUCUCGGUCCAAACGGCGCCCUCGGACAGUCAGGCUUAUAUUCACCAUCGUGACAGCCUACUUCCUUAGCUGGGUUCCCUACAACCUGGUCCUGUUUCUGCAGACACUGCUGAAACUUGAGGUCAUCCAGAGCUGCGAGUUCAGCCAGCAGGUGGAUUAUGCCAUACUCAUCUGCCGCAACCUUGCCUUCUCCCACUGCUGCUUCAACCCAGUGCUCUACGUUUUUGUUGGGGUCAAGUUCCGCAGACAUCUCAAAAGUCUGCUCCGGCACCUCUGGAUCUGCAGGCAGCAGGCAGCCAGCAUUCCUCAUCACGCGGCAGGCUCCUUCAAUUACGAGGGUGCCUCCUUCUAUUGA
Messenger RNA from Enhydra lutris kenyoni (northern sea otter), 996 nucleotides. RefSeq names its product X-C motif chemokine receptor 1. Gene Ontology annotation, biological process: chemotaxis; G protein-coupled receptor signaling pathway; immune response. The transcript has a single exon. Gene Ontology annotation, cellular component: membrane. Gene Ontology annotation, molecular function: chemokine receptor activity. Bases 1 to 996 code for a protein of 331 amino acids. Lineage: Eukaryota; Metazoa; Chordata; Mammalia; Carnivora; Mustelidae. The record is from RefSeq and is a predicted model, not a curated record.